This is a messenger RNA of Tripterygium wilfordii, 2158 nucleotides long. Its product is annotated as probable beta-1,3-galactosyltransferase 2. The transcript has 11 exons. Lineage: Eukaryota; Viridiplantae; Streptophyta; Magnoliopsida; Celastrales; Celastraceae. Gene Ontology annotation, molecular function: hexosyltransferase activity. Bases 550 to 1764 code for a protein of 404 amino acids. Gene Ontology annotation, cellular component: Golgi membrane. The record is from RefSeq and is a predicted model, not a curated record.
UUUUAUCUUUUCCAUGAAAAAAAAAUGAGGAAGGCCUGCCUUUGGCGAGGUCUCUGAAGUGGUGAAGUUUUUGUUCAAGUUAUUACAUAUAAUAUAUAUAUGUCACACACACACACGUUAAUAUCAGAGCUCUGAGUUGUCUCUUCUUCUUGGGUCCCUCGCUGGAAUAGAGGUUGAGACUCUUCUCCUUCUAUUUUCCUAAACCAUUAACCAUCGAAUUCUCUGCAACUACCCACUCACCGACAGAUACAAACCUUCAAAAAACCAACAGAGUCCUAGAGAGAGAGGGGAGAUAUAUAUAUAUAUAUAUAUAUAUAUAUAUAUAUAUAUAUAUAUAGUGUUUGUGUUUGCAAGUGAGUCUCUAUAGUGUAUAUGCUUAAAUUGUUUCUCUGUUGAUCUAUGCAUCAGAGUAUGAUCGAUAGAUCUAUGUAGGAGUCCAUUUGGUGAUAGAUAUGGAUCUGGGUCAAUUCAGGAAUUUGACUUGGAAUUGAAAUGGGUUUUUGUUCAAUUUGUCAUCUUUGAUUUGGGUUUGGGAUUAAGUGAAGCAAAAUGAGUUGGAAGAAGAGAGGAGUAGAAUCAGCUUCAAAGAAUGUGGUGUCAAAGAAAUGGACUCUUCUGCUUUGUAUUGGGUGCUUCUGUGCUGGAGUGCUCUUCUUUGACAGAAUUGGAGAUGAACCUGAAGUUAAAAAUAUAUCAAGGACAGCUAGAAUUGAAUAUGAGAAGCUAAAGUUAACUGCAGAAGGCUGUAAUCCACAAAUUGACAAGAAGCGUGAAUCCAAGGACAUUAUGGGGGAAGUUUCAAAGACUCAUGAUGCUAUACAUACUCUAGAUAAAGCAAUUUCAAAUCUAGAGAUGGAGUUAGCUGCUGCAAGGGCGGCACAAGAUUAUUUACUCAAUGGUUCACCUGUAUCAGACUCUGUGAAAAUAGCUGAAUCAGGUCGCAGAAGAAAAUAUUUAAUGGUUGUAGGCAUCAAUACUGCUUUUAGCAGUCGAAAGCGAAGAGAUUCAGUUCGUGCUACUUGGAUGCCGCAAGGAGAUAAAAGAAAGAAGCUUGAGGCCGAGAAGGGCAUCAUUAUUCGCUUUGUAAUAGGUCACAGUGCUACAUCAGGUGGUAUCCUUGAUAGAGCUAUUGAAGCAGAGGAGAAGAAACACGGGGAUCUUUUGAGGCUGGAGCAUGUUGAGGGUUACCUAGAAUUGUCAGAAAAAACAAAGACAUACUUUGCAACUGUGGUUGCUUUGUGGGAUGCAGAUUUCUAUGUCAAAGUCGAUGAUGAUGUGCAUGUCAAUAUCGCAACCCUUGGAGCAACUCUGGCCCGGCAUUGGUCAAAACGUAUGGUCUAUAUUGGAUGCAUGAAAUCCGGUCCAGUCCUUGCUCAGAAGGGAGUGAGAUAUCAUGAACCUGAGUAUUGGAAAUUUGGGGUGGUGGGAAACAAAUAUUUCCGGCAUGCUACAGGGCAGUUAUAUGCGAUUUCAAAUGAUUUGGCUACUUAUAUCUCAAUUAACCAGCAUGUGCUGCACAAGUAUGCUAACGAGGAUGUUUCCUUGGGAUCGUGGUUUAUUGGAUUGGAUGUGGAGCAUAUUGAUGACCGGAGACUCUGCUGCGGAACCCCACCAGAUUGUGAGUGGAAGGCUCAGGCAGGCAACGUCUGUGUUGCUUCCUUUGAUUGGAGCUGCAGUGGGAUCUGCCGAUCUGUUGCGAGGAUAAAGGAGGUUCACCGGCGAUGUGGGGAGGGUGAACAAGCCUUAUGGAACACAACUUUCUGAAGAAUAGUUCUUCCAAACUCAGGAGGACUUGGAAAUGUGGCAAGAGCAUCUACUAGGAGUAUCCUAAAAUUCAUCAAGUCUUAAAAAGUAAAGAACCAGGUAGCGAUGCGCGGGAUUUGUCACAUUUUAGACAGAGGAGGGGGCCAUAAGGCAAUCACACCAGAGAAGAGAAAGAAUAUAAGCUGUAAUUAUCCAUUCUUUAUAGAGUUUGGAGGAGAGCCAUUGUGUAAGUUUGUCAUGGCCAUGGAGCUCCUGAAUAAGUGCCUGAAAAUGGGGGUAGAAUUUGCUGCCUUUCACCCCAUAUAAUAUUGUAUUUUAUGUUUGAAUUUUUUUAUGUAUUUAUUUAUGAGAAAAUAAAAUGAGAAAAGCCUAAUCAGUGCAAUAAACAGGCAAA